GGGUGGGACGGGCGGCGUGCGCGCAGGGCUGCGGGGCUGCUGCGGGGCUGCUGCGGGGCGAGGGGCCAUGGCAUCCCUUCGGAGCAGCGGCGCCGUCUGCGUGGUCUGCCUGGAGAAGCCCAAGUACCGCUGCCCGAGCUGUCGCCUGCCCUACUGCUCCGUGGCCUGCUUCGGGAAGCACAAAGAGAAGUGCAGUCCGAAAGCCAGUCUUGCGGAGAGGAACACAAGAUCAGCUGUUCCUGCAAUAAUGACAAAAUCCGUGGGAAGUGAAGACGAUGAUGAUGACGACGAUGCUAUAGCUGAUUUUCUCAAUAGUGAUGAGGAGGAGGACAGAGUUUCUUUGCAGAAUUUAAAUAAAUUAGGGGAGUCUGCAGAUUUAAAGAACUUGCUACAGAAUCCGCACCUCCGACAGCUCCUGGUGAGCCUGGACCAGGCGGACGACAAGGCAAAGCUCAUGAGAGCCUGCAUGCAGGAGCCCUUGUUUGUGGAGUUCGCCGACUGCUGCCUGCGGGUCGUGGAGCCUGCCCCGGAGGAGGACGAGUGAGAGCUGUUCAUGCAGGCACAUGCCAGACACACACACACACCUGCUACAGGGUCCCUGGGCGAGUCUGGGGCGGCCCAGGGCAUACCUCGGCUGAGCCGGGGAAGUCAGGCUUCACCCAGUGCUCUGGCUUGGGCUGUCAGAGGUGGGGCACCGGAGCGGACAAAGCCUUCUGAAGGGGAACAGUUGCUUAUAAAUGUUUUAUUUUUGGUAAUUGUUCAGAUAGUUGUGCUAAGGUAGACAUGAUACAAGUGUUUUCACUCCGUUUGAAUUAAAACUUAGUGUCACUAAAUAAAAUCAGGAUGUGGUGGUUCUGUGAUACCA
Messenger RNA from Sorex araneus (European shrew), 865 nucleotides. It is a transcript of the gene ZNHIT3, whose product is annotated as zinc finger HIT-type containing 3. Gene Ontology annotation, cellular component: nucleus; pre-snoRNP complex. The transcript has 5 exons. NCBI's taxonomy places the organism in Eukaryota, Metazoa, Chordata, Mammalia, Eulipotyphla, Soricidae. Gene Ontology annotation, biological process: box C/D snoRNP assembly; maturation of LSU-rRNA from tricistronic rRNA transcript (SSU-rRNA, 5.8S rRNA, LSU-rRNA); snoRNA localization. Bases 68 to 544 code for a protein of 158 amino acids. The record is from RefSeq and is a predicted model, not a curated record. Gene Ontology annotation, molecular function: protein binding.